This is a messenger RNA of Balearica regulorum gibbericeps (East African grey crowned-crane), 1113 nucleotides long. The record is from RefSeq and is a predicted model, not a curated record. Lineage: Eukaryota; Metazoa; Chordata; Aves; Gruiformes; Gruidae.
CACAGAGACUUUGCUUAUGUGGCAAGAGACAAAGACACAAGAAUUCUGAAAUGUCAUGUGUUUCGAUGUGACACACCCGCAAAAGCCAUCGCCACAAGUUUACACGAAAUCUGCUCAAAGAUUAUGGCCGAACGGAAGAAUGCUAAAGCGAUGGCUUGCAGCUCGUUGCAGGAGAGGACAAAUGUCACCCUUGAUGUUCCUCUGCAAGUAGAUUUCCCAACACCAAAGACAGAACUGGUACAGAAGUUCCACGUCCAGUACCUGGGCAUGCUACCUGUAGCUAAACCUGUGGGAAUGGAUACUCUGAACAGCGCUAUUGAAAGCCUAAUGGCUUCCUCCAGCAAAGACGACUGGAUGCCAGUUACCAUGAAUGUUGCUGAUGCUACUGUGACAGUCAUCAAUGAAAGAAAUGAAGAGGAAAUCAUGGUGGAGUGUCGUGUGCGGUUCCUGUCCUUCAUGGGAGUGGGCAAGGACGUUCACACGUUUGCCUUCAUUAUGGAUACAGGAAACCAGCAUUUCGAGUGCCACGUUUUUUGGUGCGAACCAAACGCAGGCAACGUAUCAGAAGCUGUUCAGGCUGCUUGUAUGUUACGGUAUCAGAAGUGCUUAGUGGCCAGACCUCCUUCACAGAAAGUUCGACCGCCCCCACCUCCUGCAGACUCGGUGACUAGGAGAGUUACAACUAAUGUAAAAAGAGGAGUGCUGUCCCUCAUUGACACUUUGAAACAGAAACGCCCGGUCACUGAGAUGCCGUAGCUGCAAAAGAGAGAAGAUUCUCCUAACAUUUAACUGAAGAUAACAGUAGCUACACUAAGGAAAAUGAACUGACGAUAUCUGGCCUUCCAUUUCAAAUUGCUGAUGCUUUGUCUUCAGAGAAUUUACCCUUAUCGAAACAAUGUUAGACAAGCAUGUUCUCUCGUUCUUGCCACCAUCAUGUGAUAUGAAAAGAAGCAUGAAUAAUUUUUUUGCUGUCAGUGAGUUACAUCAUGAGCAAUGGAAGGUCUGUUUGAUUGUAAAUACAUGAACAUUGCCUAAACUCACACACACACAAAAAAAAAAAAAAAGAAUAUGGCCACGUCCCUCCCAGUGAACUCAUGCUAAAGUCCUUGGAGU